AUGGAAUGGAAUGGAGGAGGUAGUUAUGAAGUGAAGUGUGGGAGAAGUUUGUAUGUGGUUCGAUUAUGUGAGGGGACAUGCUCAUAUGGGGCAUGGAAACUUUUUGGAAUCCCAUGUACCCAUGCCGCCCAAGCAAUUCAUGACAGUGGUGAUAAGGCAGAAGAAUACAUCAAUCUUUGGUACAAGACGACUACUUAUUUGAGGGCAUAUUCUAAACCACUUGAGCCAAUCAGAGGGGAGGAUAUGUGGCCAAGAAGUGAGCAAGAAGGUGUGGUUCCUCCUAAAUUGACAAAAAUGCCCGGGAGACCAAAGAAGAAAAGAAGAAGAGAAUUUCAUGAGAAUAUUGUAAAAACCAAAUUGACUAGGGAAGGAAGGAAAAUGACUUGUCAUGUGUGUGAUGGUAAGGGCCAUAAUGCAAGAAGCAAGACAUGUCCAGGUAGGAGUACUUCAAGUAGCCAAGUCAGUGACCUAACUGCCGCACAUACACCAAGUUAG
Molecule: messenger RNA, 495 nt
Organism: Tripterygium wilfordii
Lineage: Eukaryota; Viridiplantae; Streptophyta; Magnoliopsida; Celastrales; Celastraceae
Exons: 1
Coding region: 1-495 (164 amino acids)
Source: RefSeq, a predicted model, not a curated record